AUGCAUCGAAUCCCUACACAAUUUCGAAUACGCCAAUCCACAUAUACUCGAUGCAUCAAGACACUCACACAACACAGAUCUCAAUAUACGGAUCUGACACCACCACUUACGAAAACACACGAAAAAGAUGACAGGCUGAUCUCUGACCGAGAAGCUGGGAGUGGGACGAGGCAGCACAAUCUUCAACGAAAGACUUCACAAUGGCGGCCAAAGCCCGGAUUGCCCUUUCCACUGGGCAUUCGCCUGCGUGGAAGCGAACACGAUACUCCCUCCAGGCAGAACUCUGAUUUGGAUGCCAUAUCCUCGUGGGAGCGUCGCAUUAUAACGAGCCGUCAUGAUCGCGGAGACCAAGGAACUUGGGAGACGUUUCUGGAGCUUCGGGACAGAAACCAAUUGCAUCUUGUAACCAGAACUGGAGCUCUGUUUCUGCGUGAUAACAUCUUGAAGGCAGCAUUGACGAAUUCUGGCCGGAUGGAGGAGCUUUUCAAGGUCGCAGGACAACUUCUAGAAACUCACGAUUUCAAUUGGCCUGAGCUAUACCUGACAGUGGUUCAUUUCUAUUUAGCACAGACUGAUUACGAAACUGCAUUGGUCUGGCAUUUCAAACUCAUGCCCAUGUUCCGUCCUGAUCUGGACAGCUUCGGUGCUCUUCUGGCAAGUUUUGCCAUUGACUUCACUCCCAAGCUUCAGAGUACUUUAACCAAGAUAUACGUCUUCAGUCCAUACCGUGAGUUGUACGACUAUGUUGUGCCGGCUCUCUUCGAAAGUGGCCAGUCGCAUGCCGCGCGUGUCUGGAGAAAAAGAUUCAUUCUUUUCAAUGACCAUCCCAAGUCACCUAAGUCCAUGCCCUUCUUGGAUUUUCUUUCCCGCUACUUUUCCGCAAUCCAGCUUACGAUGGAAGAGCUGGCAGUACUCAACGGAGACACCAGCGCUGGUGAUGCCGUUAGUACCUCUGUACAAAAUGAUACGCGAUUGGAAACGAACAGUGGGGUUUUCAGCGACAAGUUCACAGCGCGGUGGUUCGCCAGCUCGUGGACUUCUUCAGAAUUCGCGAUUAGCCUGAUGCAUAAGAUUGGCCUCCGCACAAUUGGCUUUCAGUCGUUGCAAUCCAUUGCAUUGAGAGAAGAUGACGCCCGUGGAGUUGCUGAUCGCCUGAAACAACUCCGAAAGUUAGGGAUUGAAAUUACAUCCGGAGUCUAUUGCAAAGCACUUAUCUCCUUCGCUGAACGAGGUGAAGACGACCUGCUCAGAACCCUUCUGCAUUGCGAUAUACACCCAGAUGAGUUUGAGAAUCAAGAGAAGCGGUCAAUGCUACUUGCAUCUUCGGCCCAGCGGCGAAAUUGGGGCUUGGAGCGAUUACUUCAAGAAGUUGAGGGUUUGGCAGCUACUCCAGGACCAAGUAAGGAUAGUAUCCUCUCGAAGGAUCUCAAUAAGCACCUGAGUAUGGCUCUGUCCAUGAAACAUCUCGCCAAAGUCAGGAAUGUCCUUGAUAGGAUGGAUAGCCUGGAUGUUACCAUGGAGCAGAAGAACUCGAAAGAACUUCUGACCCGUGUUUUUGAAGACAUAUGGUAUCACCCAAAGCUCAUCAGACAGGACACUCAUGGCUACCAAGAAGAUCCACAACUUGACAGAGCUAUUCACCUCUCGUUAAGAGUGGCACGACAUGGUGUUGCCGUUCCUGUUAAAUACUGGCAAAUAUUGCUCUAUAACCUCGGGCGUCUGGGACGUUUUAAUGAUCUAGAAGGGCUAAGCUAUGAGAUAUGUGAACUCUACAGCCCGGAGCCAGGGGGUUUAAUACCGGUGCAUUGGCUGGACCAACCCCAGAAGCCUGAUGCCAAAGCCAAAGAGUUGGACGUGGAGUCAGAGACUUGGUCUGAAUACUAUUCCUUCCCCGAUGGUAAGAAAAAAAAGAGCCAUUUUAAGGAAGAGUUCUGGAGAGCCGAAAUAGGCCUGCCCCAGAACGAGACAAAACCCAGACGGAAGUCUCACAAGCAAUCGAAAAACCGAAACGAUUCCAACUACGAACUUCGCAUACCAGCCGAUCUACCAUUCACGAACAGACAACAUCCCAUACAGAAGAUCUUUGAUAUCAGUCUGCAGCGCGCCAUCAUCCGAUGGGGGUUUGAUAAGACCCUGGGACAACAGCCGACUCAGUCUUCUCUCGUAACCAUCAACCCAGCGGGAAUCGCAGACUUCGACCUGGCUUGUGGUGUUCGCUUGCUAGCUAUACUAAGAGACAAAGGUGUUUACAUUGAUCAACAAAUAGUGCGAAGCGCAGUGAUUAAGCGUCUCGCAGUGGCACAAUUGCCUAUGAGACCCAGGGCUAGGGCGAGAGACGAUAGGGAGCUCUCCCCGGCGAACAUGAAGCAACUGGUGGAAGGGGCCUGGGGCUCUGAGAUACUCCCCAGUGCGGCGCAAUUGGCGUCAGAGAUCGAGAACCAAAAACCUAAGUUGUGGAAGAGCUAUCCUAGACUUUUCGAAAAGAGUUAUGAUAACGACGACAGUGUUUCAUCUAACCCAUACGCCUCAAGGACCAAAGAAAAAGCUGGUUCUAGAUAG
This is a messenger RNA of Fusarium redolens, 2559 nucleotides long. RefSeq lists its product as uncharacterized. The coding region runs from base 1 to 2559 and encodes 852 amino acids. The record is from RefSeq and is a predicted model, not a curated record. The transcript has a single exon. NCBI's taxonomy places the organism in Eukaryota, Fungi, Ascomycota, Sordariomycetes, Hypocreales, Nectriaceae.